Pantherophis guttatus is the source of this 707-nucleotide messenger RNA. The record is from RefSeq and is a predicted model, not a curated record. NCBI's taxonomy places the organism in Eukaryota, Metazoa, Chordata, Lepidosauria, Squamata, Colubridae.
AUGCCUUCCCCGCUCGCGAGACCCACCGCCGAUGGGCUCGUGCCGACACCGCUUCCUCCUGGCCGUGGCGCUCCCCGGGAGGAGCGGCAGCGGCUUCCGCUUCCGGCAAGCGCCGCCGCCCCGCCCUCAGGGAGAGGCGGAGGGAGGGGUGUCGUCGCGGGGCGUGGCCUCCGUCGCCUGGGAAACCUGGCGGAGGGCUUUGAAUGCUGGGGCGCUACGCCCUCCUUGCGCAAAUAUCCCAAAAGACUGCAAAAAGGACAACCUGCUGAGUUCUGCAGAAGAUCCGUCAUCUUUGGUGUUUUAGAAGAACUGCUCCAGCAAAAAGGUUGGAAAAAGUCUGAAAUAUCCUACCCUCGCAUUUUCUACCUUUUCCCUGGUUUGGAGGAUUUCUUCCCUCAGCAACUCCUGAAGUGUGUUUGGCAGAAUUUGCAAUUUUUGAGUUUUGCAGGAGCUGAAUCCCAUCAUGGCUUGAAAGCCUUUUCGGUGAAGAAGGGAGAAAGGACAGUCUGGAAAUUGACUGCGUGUAAAAACCCUCUGUCUCAGGGUUGGAAGUCCGCCAAGUCUCCAGCCAGCAUUCUUGAUUUCUGCACAGUCCAUUUAGAACUUAGAAUUUAGAAUAACUUUAUUGUCACUUUGAAUGUACACUAAUCGGCAUACAUGAAAAUGAAAUUUCGAUGCAUACAGCUCUCAAAGGGUCAACAUCUCCA